AUGGCGGUGCGUUCAAACGGCUACGGCGCCGAAGCAGGCCAGCUGAGUCCAGUCCCCCAGUUUGAGCGCCAGCUGUCGUGCGGCCGCUCCUGCGGAGGCUGCACGAGCGGGGCUGGAAGCAUGCGCUCGUCCCGCUGCCCCUCGCCGGCUCCGCCAGUCCGAUCCGCUUCCGCCGCCGCUUUCCCCGACUUCGAGGGCGGCGACAUCGCCAGAGGCUGCGCCCUGGAUUCCGCCGAUGGCGCAACCGGCGGAAGGAGCAAGCGGCGCGCGCUGCACCGCGGCGCAGGCAGUGCGCAAGAUGGAUCUGCACGGUCCGCUUUUCCGGAUUAUGACGCUUCGGCGGCGGCGGCGGCAUGUGGGCUCGUCCCGUCACCGUCGCCGCCUCCGCCGGGGUUGGCGCAAUGGCAGCAGCAGCAGUCCUUUUCAAGAUCUGCCACCUACAGCCGCAGCGAUUCCCGCGAAAUCGACUUCCAGCGCGACCCGCGGCCUGCGCCGCGCGCGCGGUGCCCCUCCGCGCCGUCGACGCCCGUCCGCCGAACGAGUCUGGACCGCCGCGCAAUGAGGGCGGGGCUUCCGCACCCCGCGGACGCGUCCGUCGCCGUGGCGUCGCUCCGCGUCCGGAGCCCAACGGCAGGUGCUCGGAGCCUGUUCACAGCGAUCGACUCGGACUGCGAAAGCCAAUGCGACGAUGGGGAGAUCGCUGACGAGGAGGGGAGCGUGAAGUCGGGUUGCUCGUUGCCUUCGCCACAGGAUGCGGCAGCGGCGGAAGAGAGGCGGAGGGAGAGAGAGAAGCGGGAAUGGAUGAUGAUGCAGCGGCAGAUGAUGCGUCAGGAGCACAUGCAGCACCAGCAGCAGCGGCAGCAGCAGCGGCAGCAGCAGCCGGCAGCAGCAGCAGCAGCAGAUGCAGUAUCAUCAGAUGCAGCUGCAGAUUCGCCAGCAGCCAAUCCCGAAGCAGCGUUUGCUAACACUGAGGAUUUCACAAAGGCAGGCGGCUCUGACCUGCAUUACGUCCAGAUGCAGGCUACCAAGCCGAUGGAGGAUCAGCCAAAGAUCGCCAGCAAGCUCCUCCCUCUAGACACCAAAGAGUCAUCGGUGCUCGACGUAUUGGUGGUCGGCUGUGGGCCCGCAGGGCUCUCUAUCGCGGCAGAGUGCGCCAAGCGCGGACUCACGGUGGGGCUGGUGGCCGAGAUGCACCCUUCCGUCAACAACUAUGGCGUCUGGCUCGACGAAUUCAAAGGUGGCAAGAUCUUCGCUGCCCUUGAUCACCCUGCCCCCGGGUGCCAGCAGGCGGGAGUGUGGUAUGUGGAGGAGGAGGUGGAGAGCAUAGAGGACAAUGCGCGGCUAGCAGCAAUGAAGUUUGCAGGCGGGACAGUGCGAUAUGUGGAGAGGGAGGCAGUGAGCAUAGAGGAUGAUGCACGGAGCAGCACAGUAGCGUUUGAGCCUACUCAGCAGCCACAUUCGCCCUGUUAUCGCAUCAUUCCUUGCUCGCCCUACCCACCAGAUGCCAGCAGGCUGGGAGUGCGGUAUGUGGAGAAGGCGGUGGAGAGCAUGGAUGACGAUGCACGGAGCAGCUCAGUGGCGUGCACUCGAUGGGUCAAUCAUCAACAGCAGAGCAGCACAGUGGCAUGCACUGAUGGCUCUCGCACCAACAGCAGGCUCGUUGUGGUGGCGGCUGGAGCAGCUUCUGGGAAGUUUCUCAAGUACGACAAUGACACGAGAGGCGUGGGCGUGCAAACAGCAUACGGCAUCGAAGUGGAGCUGGACUCAGCCUACCCGUACAACCCAGCCAGCAUGCUGUUCAUGGACUAUCGGGACCUCCAACGCUCCAGGGAGGAGCUGGCAGCCGAAGGGGAGCUCUCCCAGCGCCCCAGCUUCCUCUACGCCAUGCCUCCACCCCCACACGGGUGUUCUUCCAGGUGGGAGCAACAGAAAGUUCAGCUCGUUCCAUGCUUGUUUAAAUCAGAUGUCAUGACAAGUGAGGGCAAUGCAUUUUAUGUCUCGUUCUAUCUCGUACCGUGUCACGAGGAGCAGGCAGAGGAGAGAGUGCUCCCUCAGCGCCCCAGCUUCCUCUACGCCAUGCCUUCCACCCCCACAUGGGUCUUCUUCCAGGCAGCCAAGGAGAAGCUCUCCCAGCGCCCCAGCUUCCUCUACGCCAUGCCUUCUGCCCCCCCUUUCUCCCACUCCCCUUUCCCUCCUCCCCAACCCGCGCCUCCCUGGGUAACAGGAGACGUGCCUGGCGUCCCGCCCUGCAAUGCCGAGACGUGCCUGGCGUCCCGCCCUGCAAUGCCGUUUGACAUGCUUCCAAAGCUUCCCUCUGCUUCUCCUCUUCUCCUCCCUCCGUCUCCCCUUUUUCCAUCCACCCGCUCAUUCUCUCAUAACAGGAGAGUGCCUGGCGAGACGUGCCUGGCAUCCCGCCCUGCAAUGCCGUUUGACAUGCUCAAAACGCGCCUGCGCAGCCGGCUGGCACAGCUGGGGGUGAAAUACACCGUGACGCACGAGGAGGUGAGAGCCGUGUCUGACCGUCCUCUUCAGAGUGAUUGUUUGAUUGUUGUUCUUCGCUCAUGUAGUGACUGCAGCCAGCUGGCACAGCUGGGGGUGAAAUACACCGUGACGCACGAGGAGGUGAGAGCCGUGAUUGGCCGUCCACUUGAGUGGGCGGCUCUCUCCCUCACACCACGCAGCAGCACCUGGGCUUUCCCCAUCCCUGCUUACCACGCCCCUGCCCUCCCUCACCCCUAUUCCCUUCUCCCCUUCGCCCCACCUACCAGGAGUGGUCCUACAUCCCUUUUGAGACGUCUCAAAAGUUCUCCCCUUCGCCCCACCUACCAGGAGUGGUCCUACAUCCCUUUUGAGACGGCUCUCUCCCUUCGCCCCACCUACCAGGAGUGGUCCUACAUCCCUUUUGAGACGUCUCAAAAGUUCUCCCCUGCCCCACCUACCCUGGUCACAUCCCUUACGAGUGGUCCUACAUCCCUUUUGAGACGUCUCAAAAGUUCUCCCCUUCGCCCCACCUACCAGGAGUGGUCCUACAUCCCUUUUGAGACGUCUCAAAAGUUCUCCCCUUCGCCCCACCUACCAGAGUGGUCCUACAUCCCUGUGGGCGGCUCUCUCCCUCUUACCACGCAGCAGCACCUGGGCUUUGGUGCUGCUGCGUCCAUGAUUCAUCCUGCCACAGGCUACUCUAUCACUCGCUCUCUCACCGAAGCUCCCCACUAUGCCACUGCCCUCGCUGCUGCUCUGCGCUCUCCCAGCCGAACUUCACUAGAAGCUGCAACUCAAGGUAGGCUGGUGUUGGGUGCUGUGGAGCUGUGGGGCUAUCGAGCCUGGGACCACCUGUGGUCAGCAGAGCGCAAGAGGCAGCAAUCAUUCAUGAUAUUUGGCCUCGAGCUCAUUCUGCAGCUCGAUGCACCAGCCACCCGAGACUUCUUCAACGCCUUCUUCAAGCUGCCCCCCAG
Molecule: messenger RNA, 3455 nt
Organism: Closterium sp. NIES-65
Lineage: Eukaryota; Viridiplantae; Streptophyta; Zygnematophyceae; Desmidiales; Closteriaceae
Source: the annotation of a GenBank genome assembly